Labrus bergylta (ballan wrasse) is the source of this 6064-nucleotide messenger RNA. NCBI's taxonomy places the organism in Eukaryota, Metazoa, Chordata, Actinopteri, Labriformes, Labridae. The record is from RefSeq and is a predicted model, not a curated record.
AGUGUUUGGUGGUGUCUGAAGCCGUUGGGGUGCCAUGGCUCUGGUUCAGGCACUUCCUGUCACUGUGACUGACCACCCUAACCCAGGUCUCGACGUCCAGCAGUGCCGGCCACUAUCAUCCCAUUCCCCCUCCGGCCCCUGCCCCGGCCCCUGUGGUCCCUGCAGCUCUGGGACAGCCAUGGGUUCUGUCAGCAGCCUCAUAUCAGGCCGGACGUACCAGGAGAGGCACUGCCGGGCCGCCAGCGAGUUCACCACCAAGUCACGCCGCUCCACACCGGCCACCAGCUGCUUCCGACUCCAGGAUAACACCCUCCGUAGCACGAGCUCCCUAGAGCAGCUCCUGGCUAUCAGCACUCAAACGCUUCCCCAGGCCCAAGUUCUUCCUCCACCGCUGCCCACCAAGAAGCAGCCCAGGCCGGGUAACUCUGCUGGGGCAGGCAGUGGAACGGUUGCAGGAGCAGUUGGUGGUGGUGGUGGUGGGACUAAUGGGAACUUUGGGCAUGUGAGCAAUGAGGGGGUCGCUGGAGACUGGAAAGACAACCAGGCACUGGCAGCUGUGAGCCCAUGCAGUGACUCUGAGGACCAAACGGACAACAGGACACUGAAUGGCAACAUUGGAGGGCCCCCUCCCAAACUCAUCCCAGUAUCUGGACAGUUAGAGAAGAACAUGGAGAAAGUUCUGAUCCGUCCUACGGCGUUCAAACCUGUUGUCCCCAAGAACCGUCAUUCUGUACACUACUUAUCACCGAGGCCAGGGGGCGGCAGUCUGUCAGAGAGCCAGGCCAGCCUCAACCUCCUGCUGCCCCUUGGAGGGUCCAACAGCUCCCAUAGCACAAAUGGCAAUGGAGGGAGCAGCACUUCAAGUUCCGAUGGUAAGCGCAACUCCUUCAGCGGAGGUCGAAAUGCUCGGAGCAGCCAGUCCUGCUCCAUGUCCGAUUCAGGGAGGAACUCCCUCUCCAGCCUCCCUACUCACAGCAGCACAGGCUACAGUCUGGCCCCCAGUGAGGGCUCCAGCUCUGGGUCUGGCACCGGGGGGCAGCUGGAGCCCUCCAGUCUGGGUAGAAACACUUCAGGUGGGAGUGGGAGCCACAACCACACUAACUCAGACAGUGGACGCUCCUCAUCCAGCAAGAGCACAGGCUCGGGGUCGCUCAGUGGGCGCGGGCAGCCCCUGUCGGACAGCGGGUCCUGUGGCCACUCGCCGCCACCGGUGGAGGGCUAUGAGACGGUGGUGAGGGAGCUGGAGGAGAAGCUGAGGGAGCGAGAUCUGGAGCUCCAGCAGCUCCGGGAAAAUCUGGAUGAGAAUGAAGCCGCAAUCUGUCAGGUGUAUGAGGAGAAGCAGCGCCGCUGUGAAAGAGAGAUGGAGGAGUUGAGACAGAGCUGUUCAACGAAGAUGAAGCAGACCUCUCAGAAGGCUCAGAGGGCACAUCAGGUGCUACAGUUACAGGUGUUUCAGCUACAGCAGGAGAAAAAGAAGCUGCAGGAGGACUUCUCCUCUCUGCUGCAGGACAGAGAGACGCUGGAGAGGAGGUGUGCCACCAUCCAGAGGGAGCAGACCCAGCUGGGGCCACGGCUGGAGGAGACCAAAUGGGAGGUAUGUCAGAAGUCAGGAGAGAUCUCCCUCCUGAAGCAGCAGCUGAAGGAGAUCCAGUCAGAGCUUAGCCAGAAAGCCGGAGACAUUGUGGUGCUGAAGGCCCAGCUGAGAGAGGCCCGUUCCGAACUGCAAUCCAGCCAGGCUCGAUCCCAGGAGGCCCAGGCGGCCGUGAGGACGCGAACUUUGGAGCUGGAAGUCUGCGAGAACGAACUCCAGAGGCGCAAGAGCGAAGCGGAGCUGCUCCGUGAGAAAGUGGGGCGUCUGGAGGAAGAGUCUGUCCGCAUGCGUGACACUCUUCCUAAUCAUAACGGACAUCUACCUGGAAAUGUAACUCUGAAGGGCCAGUGCAUGAGCCUCACCCUUCAGCAGAGUAGAAGCAUGGGAGGCAGAGGAGGGCCGAGUCCCUGCGUUUACCGCGACGGAGAUGAGGCUCAUCUGGUGUGGGGAGGAGAGAGUGAUGAAGCAAAGGCUCAGAGGCAGAAUGCAGAGGCAGUGCUGGGACUCAGACAACAGGUGGACAGGCUGAAGGCUGAACUCAUGUACGAGAGGAGAACGAGUGAGGAGCAACUUUCACACUUUGACAAUGAGAGGCGGGUGUGGCACGAGGAGAAGGAAAAGGUAAUCCGCUACCAGAAACAGCUGCAGCAGAACUACAUCCAAAUGUACCGCCGAAACCGGGAUCUUGAGCGAGUGAUGAGGGAGCUGAGUCUGGAGCUGGAGAGCAGGGACAUGGAGGACUACGAGGUGCACAGUGGCAGCAACGACAUCCACUUUGAGGAAAUCACCGCCACUGAGAUCUAAAAGAGAACCCACACGCUAACAGUGCGUGUGGGUGCGCACAGGAACAUGAAAACACAAAACCAAACAUUGAAACACCAGGCAAAAUCUGCACUACCUUCAACAUGGCGUAACCUGGACCACAGAGCAAGCACUCACCACUUAUCACUGUCAAAAGGGAGAUCUCCAAAAGGUGCAUUAUUACUCUCUGCUAUCACAAGCACUACAGUAAAUCCUUACAACGUGUCUCUCCCCCGGACUCUUUAUUUUUUUUAGAUGGGUUUUUCCACUAUAAAGCCAGCACAAAGACUUUUUUUUCAAAAACUGUGUUUCCUUUUUAGACCACGUUCAAAUCAGGGUAUCUGAAAAACAACAAGGAAAAUAAAGCAAAAAAAAAGCAAAAAAAAAAGCUACUAUAUGCACAGCAAUCUGGUCGAAGCACCGUCACACCUUUUCUUGGUAGCACACGAGGUUAAACAGCCGGCCACCAGCAUGCAUAAAAAGGAUGCAUCAUGACCACACUCCUGCGAUCAACACCCACCGCUGCCGGCUCUUAAUGAUGACAUCAUCACGCAACAACAACUAAAAACAACACUUUUCCACUAAGUAACACCAAAAGGAGAAAUACAUUGAAAAGUCACAACAUCAGACGAUCAGCCGUUUACGCAUUUUACAAAUUAUACAAGGACAAGACAGAUUUCCUCAGCGCUGUUUAUUUGAAAAAGAAUGUGUUUUCUGUUAUCACUCCAGAGAAAUAAACGGUCACCACCUGCAAUGAAAGGAUCUGCUCACCAAGGGAAACAUGGUGUCAUUUUCCACAACAGUCCUGCUCACUUUUGUUUGCGAUGCAGCCGCCUUUGUUUGGAAAGGAAAUCAUGAAACCAGUUUUAACAUUUGUUUCUUGGUUGUCUUACAUAUGGACAUCCUAAUCUGUCUUUUUCACUCCAAACCCAGAGGACAAAAACAUGCAAAAGAAACGCUUAUUCUGAAAGCUGCUCAUGUCAUCUGGAACUCCAAGAGUCACAUUUGAUCACUCUGUCAACUCAUUUAUUCAAUGCUGCAAUUUCUGACAUAAACAUUUACAUUUUACAAUUAUGUAGCACUAUAGAAAGCAGACUGUAGCAUUGGAGAUGUCACUAAGAGGCUGCUGAUUCUCCUCUUUGUCUUUUUCUGCCUUUUUCUCCAUGUCUUCUUCUUCUUUCUGUCUCUAACUCUGCUUCUUACUCAACUAUUUUUAUAACAGUGAAAAGCGCCUCAGCAGUCGGUAUCAGGAAUCUAAAAAUGGAGCAUAUUCUUUUACUUUAGAUGUGACGUCACUGAAGAAUUUAAGCCAGUGUUUGAACUGUAGGCAUGCUUAUUCAGAGUUUCCGUUUAUUCCCCUUUGUUCCCAUUAGUGCUCUUUCUUUAGCUUUUUGCAGCCCAAAGCCAAAAUAACACUUUAAAAGUCUUCCUAGUCUCACCGUAGACUAUAAUCUUCACUGACUCCUAUACAGAUAACGAGACUGGCAUGCCUGCAUGUCUUUAUUAUAUCAGAUUUCAGAAGAGGCCUGUUGAGAUAGUGGUGAGAUGAUAAUUUACAGAGGCAGACGCUCCAUUGUGAGUUGUCGGCUGUUCAAGUCCUUGACUGACCUCAUUUACAUGGCGGUCAUUUUCCAGUCCAAUGUUAUAGUCAGGGUUGGAAGCCUUUAUGCUGUUUUAAUGUCAUACUGCUGGGCCCCAGGUCUCAAGUUUUACAAACUAAAGGACGAAUCGUUGUCAUCUACUGCUUCUUGAUUGUUGAACAGUAAAAAUAUGGGGUACAUCGUCGCAUAUUUCAAUUGAAAUCAACACAUUUGGAAACCAUUUAUGUGUAGAGAACGGGUAAUAUUAGCAUUUAGCCACUUUCUAGAUAUCAAUGGCAUUAGCGUUGAUCUUCCGACACAAUCGAAGAGAGAGGUGUUAACUUUAAGCUAAUAUUAGCUAGGAAUAAACUUGUUAAAUGAUACAAAAGGAAAAUGGCUAAAUCCUACUUUAUAGUGUAUUGUUAGCUAGAAAAUUAGCUUCUUUGCUAUCAAAAUGCGUUAAUAAUGUUAGCUAGAAGUUUAGCUUCUUUAACAAAAUGCGUAAGUAAUGUUAGCUAGUAAGUGGUUAGCUAAUAGGUUAUCAUCUAUGUUUUUUAAUGUUUUACCCAAAGUCACUCUUUAUUUUAACUAUCAAUUGUCGUUUUAGUUGUUCAACAAUCAAGAAGCAGUGAAAUGAUAAAUAUUAUUAGAAAUACUUUAUUUGUAUGACAACCUGGAAUACAGUACAAAAGCAGUAUUACAGCGUUUGAGCUCCCAACUCUGAGGGAAACGUCUGAGGAAAUUGGCUGCAGUGUGAAUAUGGUACAUCAGCUAGUUUGGAGCAUGUUCAUUUUUGAAACUGUGGGAUUCUGUGUUUUCUCACAGUAUAUGCAGGGCUGUAAAACACUGAGCAUUGUGGGUCUCUAUAUAUUAAAAAAAAAAGUAUAGUGAGCUGAGAACUUUUAUUUUACAAAGAGUCUAUAAAAUUGAAUAAUAGUUAAAUGGAAAUCUAUAUAAUGGAGGAGAUGUUGUAUAUUUUUUUAUAUAUAGCACCUGAAGAUAUUUUGUUGUAGUACCGGUAUAAGUGUUGGUUUAAUAUACAAAGUAUAAAGACUUCUAUAUAAGAAUAUAUCUAUCACAUACCAAUAUUUCAAAUGAUGGAUCAGUUUCAAAUGGAGGCGGCAGCAUAGAAAGAGUGCACCUAAUACUGUAAUGCAUGACAAAUGUUUACAUGAUAUACUCUUUGUGACACAACUUACACUCUAAUGACCAAACUUUGCAUCUGUUAAAACAGUUGAAAGCUUUUAUUUCGGGCUCUGUUGUCUCUCCAUUUAGAUUGAUCUUUCAUUUGACCAUCAGUAUCAUAAUAUCUCACAUGGUUCAUGUCUUCAUUGUUGGGUUUUGUGCACGUCAUUUGUCUGUUGAUGAAUCAGUCACUCAAAGGUGACCCUUUUUAUGCGUUAAGUGGAGGUCAGCAGUCAUGCAAAGUGAGAAAAGGUUGUUUCCUAUACUUGGAAAUUCAGUUGAACCCUUUGCAGAAAAUUUUAUCCGCAAAUAUGAUCGAUUAUAAUACAUUAUGCAUGACAUUUCCAGAGUUAAAAAGUCUGCAUUGUGCAUAAAAUGUUCACAUAAAGCAUUGGAAAGCGCCUUUGAAUGGAACAAGUUGGGUUUGUCCAACCGUGUUCGAGUUGAAAACCAGAACUAGACUGUUAUUUACUGACCACAGAUGCAGCACAAAUGCAGAUUAGCAACAAGUACAGGUGUAUCAAACCAAACUGAGUUCUUCACUGAAAGUUCUUUAUGCAUCAUUGACUUCCUCCUCCGCUGUUUCAGUUUUCUUCAUUGUUGCAUAACCGUUUUCUGUGUAAAUAUGUAAAACACUUCAUAGUAUAACAGAGUGACAUUGUCUUUUAUUCAGACAAAUAUCUAUUUCAAAUGUAGCCACUGUGACUAGACCAAAGCAACGUAAAACCUUUCUUUCUUUUUUUGUGGCUUUUUUUUCUCAUCCUUUUGUGUGCAUUUUUUUAUGUUUACUUACAUUGUGUCUUCAGUUAUUCAUAAAGUCUGUAGUUGUCCUUGUAUAUUUUUAUGUGUACAUGUCUUGUACAAAUGACUGUGUUUUUAAUUAAAGAACAAGCUGUCACACCUUAAA